AUGGCCGUUCUACACUCUAUAUCACACGCUUUGAAUCGCCCAGGACCUCGGUACGCUAGAUAUGACCAAGACAUUGCCAUGUGCCACGUGCGUCUGCGACGUUUGGCAGGCCAGUCGACCAGCUCUGGACGCUUGACAAGACAUUUUUCGCGGGAAACAGCGCUUGGAAGUGGGGUACAUGGUGGUACUGCCAAUGCUCGCCGCGCUUUUUGCUACAUUAUGGCUGAGAAGGACAAGAUGCGUACAGCGAUCAUAGUCGCUUUGAGCUUCGGUAUCAGCAUAAACCAACAUCAACAUGCUGUCGAGUCAGCGCGUACCUGGACACUGCUUAUUACGCAGAUCUUGGCUACAGCUCUGAAAAGACCCGGCAAUGUAUCACACUAUUGCUUCAGGCCUACCGCAUUUGCUAUGCUGAACACGCACAUCUUGAAGCUUCUCUUCAUGACCAUGCAGAGCUGCUCGACGCCUCGCCUUGGGCUUGCCGAUGGGUCUGUUACAGACUUGCCCAUCAGAGUGGGGUCUUUGGCUCGCUCUGCUAUAAGCAUGAUUCGCCCAAAGCAUAGGAUUUUACAUACAGCGAGCUGUAGGCUUGCCGUCCCGGGCGGGCAGGCCGAGGUAACAAAUAGCCCUUUGGGAUUGAGUCGACAUGUGCGUGAACGCAACAAUCCCGUACCACGCGCGAAGUAUUGCUCCAUGAGUGUAGCUCACGCGGACUUCGGUGCGAGACUUCGCUGGACUUUUGAAGCCAAGAUAGACCCAAGGCCUUGCGUGCUUGUCCAUUGUAUUGUCCAUAUUACCAUGCCUCGGUCGGCUUGUCUUUGCGCAGACCGCUGCUCUUGUGCGUUCACAUGCUAUAGGUAUGUCCUUGCACCACUCGCUACUACUCACAGGCUUGAUCCCGCACAUGAAUGGCGCGCACCCUUCCUUCCAUACACUCAGGACGAAUCGAAUAAGUCUUGGGCGGUGUUCGGCGAUCGUUUCGACUGGGACCAGCAUUGUGACUCCUGGUGUUGCGGAGCUGGCUGCGGCGGAAUCUUCCGACCUAUUGAGUUUUUCUUUUUUAAGUAUCAAAGUUCAAAGAAGCCUCGAAUCCCUCAACAACCCAACCCCAAACUCCAACAUCCCCAAAUCAUGCCAAAAUGCUGCAUGCAGGCUCCGGGAUUUGUUGGCUUCCAGAUCUGGCCCAUACAUUGCGAAGCACCUCGACUCUGCGAUGAUGCCCCCCUCAAUCAGAUCUGGUCCACCGACAUCUUCAUCAGUCAGAGUGCUUCCAUUGCCCCAUCGAAGAGCGAGCAGGUCUCCGUUGCAAGAGUCGGGAGAGAAGAGGCUGCCGGAACAGACGCCUACGAACCAGUAGCUUGUAUUGCCUGCCAUGGCACCAGGAUCGCGGUUUGUACACCUUCGUACGCACUCCGGAGUCAGCUUCGUACUGUCGGUAAGCUGGGCUUUCCGCCAUCGCUACACUUAAGUCUGUUCGAUUACAGGCCAUCUCGUAGACGUCUUCAGCGUCGCUCCCGGUCUGUGACCUCAAUGCUUCCAGCGCAUGAACUUGCUUGGAAAGGUACAGCAAGCAGCGACGACACCUGCCACAAUUGCUUCUGGAAGGUAACGGCACGGUCAACAAUUCGCGGCCCCAAACCAUGGCAUCGACACUCCAAACAUGACCGGAUGUUCUUUGAUACCUAUUUUGAGCAGCAUUUACAGGUCUUGCAAACCCACAGCUCGAAAGACGAAAGCGUAGCAGAAGAAAAGUCCUGUAUGAUUGAAAAACAGGCGCCAGUACAGAAUGCAUUGAAAACCUACUGCGCCAAGCCAACGAGACCCAGAGGACGUACGAUGCAGCCGCGCUGGCGAUAA
Pseudocercospora fijiensis CIRAD86 is the source of this 1857-nucleotide messenger RNA. RefSeq lists its product as uncharacterized. The transcript has 14 exons. The record is from RefSeq and is a predicted model, not a curated record. NCBI's taxonomy places the organism in Eukaryota, Fungi, Ascomycota, Dothideomycetes, Mycosphaerellales, Mycosphaerellaceae. The coding region runs from base 1 to 1857 and encodes 618 amino acids.